Molecule: messenger RNA, 420 nt
Organism: Rotaria sordida
Lineage: Eukaryota; Metazoa; Rotifera; Eurotatoria; Philodinida; Philodinidae
Source: the annotation of a GenBank genome assembly
AUGUUUUGUGUACCACCAUAUGGCUUUAUUUGGCUUAUAGGUGUUCAUUAUGCUGGUAUAUCGUUUCAUCAUGUUAAUACACGAUUUAAACUUAAUACAUUUAUACUUUGUUGUCGAGCUUAUGAACUGGAAAAUCAAACAAGUCCGAAUAUUCGAAGAUUCGUUAAUUCUAUUCUUGAUGAAUUUGGUUUAUCAUUUGAUACGUCAUCAUCAUAUGUUGUUUCACACAAUGAAAAUAAAACGCGUUGCGCAUUUGCUGAUUUAAAAAUGCUUAUUGAGAAACUUAGUGAUGAACAAAGUCCAACAAUUCAUCUUGUUGUACCUCUUCGUCAGUAUCUUAUCAAUUGUUGUGUCGUUCGUGAUGAUGAUGAAGGUGGUCUAAUUUCGAUAAAGAUAUUCAUAGGUAGUUAUCCGCAUUGA